GCCGCGGUAGAAGAUGUUGUGAUUCAGGAAAAUGAGAAUGUCGUCUUUCGCCACAAAGUUUCAGGUUUUUCUUGGUAAUAAUUUAUUUCAGAGGCUUUGAUCACUUGUCGAUUGAUCUAAAAAUUUGGAGCGAUGGACGGAGAAUGUCUGUCUGUCACAGUCGUGGAAAAAGUCACGAAGAUUGAUACACUUGGAGGCUAUGUGUUCUUGGUGUUUCUUUUUUGUCUUAUCCUGGGAUUUAUUCUUGGGCUACUUCUGGCACGCUGCAUACUGCGGGAAUUAGAGGUACUUUGUUUCUUAGAAUUAGAGUGUAAGAAAUACGUUAUGAAUUAUGUAAACAUGCUUUACAUACAUUUGUACAUGUAGCAGCUGAGCUAGUGAUUAAUAGCAAUCCAUGUGGAGCUUUUCAAGAAGUUUUCGAAAAUUUUACUUGAAUUUUCCUGUGGAUGAAAAACUCAAGCAAAAAAACCAAAGCCAUAAUAAUAGACUCAAAGUGAUGAAGAACAACUUCCUUCUAGGCUUGCUGUAUUAGUCUCAGCUGGGGCUAAUGGUACUCAGUGACUCUUCUGCCCUUCCAAAGAGGUAUCCCACAUUAAUAGACAACCAUGAGACAUUUUAUUUUGUCUCCACAAUGGUAUAAGAAAUAUUUAAAUUUUGGUACGAGUUUUUUGUCCAGACAUAACUGUUGAGUCCCUGCAGCAAGCUGUCCAUGAUGGCUGGCAGGUGUCUACAUUGUGUGUGACAGGAUUUGAUUUCAGGUUCAAUUUUUAACAUCGGUUUAUUCUCAAUUUCCUCUCUCUCCUAGGGCUAGGAGACAAAGGAAAUUGAUAGUCAACUUAGGUUAAAUUACCAAAAUUAACCUGAAAUCAAAUUUAACCUUUAACGUCUACAAGGCACCUCUUGAAGUUGCUAAGGCUGGCAGAACUAACUUUGAAUCAUUUUUCUAGAAGAAAACAACAACAAUCUUUUAGCUACAAAUGUAAGCUGUAAUAAUUUGUGCAGGAGGCACACUAUUUGGGGACAUAAUUUUGCAACAAGAUAUUGUGAACAAUAUUAAUGCGCAAAAUUCAAAUUACCAGUAUGUGCCCUAAGUGUGCAUAAAAAGCUACUUUAUAAAUGAAUAUUUUUUAUAUACCUGUAGCAUUAAUUUUGUUAAUGUUAUUUUGUAAAUUGAUAUCAUCAGGGCUGUCUUUAAGGUCAGGAUUGGCUGGGGAUUUCCCCUGGCUACUAAAAAACCCAUGCGUUAAUUUGUAGGCGUAGUUCCUCCUGUUGUAGUCCAUGUUACAGGUCAAAUUUGAUCUCAGGUUAAUUUUGAUGUAACCUGGGUUGCUUCUCAAUUUCCUUUUGUCUUCUAGCCCUAGUAGACAAAGGAAGUCAAGAAUUGACCUACUGUAGGUUAAAAAUUUUUAACCUGAGAACAAAUUUGACCUGUAACAUCUACAUGUAUCUCUCAUGGAGGAAGGGACUGUUACGGAUCCGCAGAAGUUGGUGCCAUUCGCUGUUGUGUUGACCCUACCAACUUGGUGAACCUAAGUAAAUAAACAAAUAAAAAAAAAAUUCACACCUGGCCAUUCUGAUAGGAAAAUAGAAGCUGUGUUGUUGCCUGCUGACUUGAUGUAUUUACCCGGCAACUCUCAAUCUUAGCGAUGGUCCUGAUCAUGUUUACUUACAGUACAGCUGUACAUUUUAAAUAAAUAUGUCUCAUUCUUCAGGAGGAGUACUCUCAAAAAAGAAACAAAUCCCAGUCUGUAGCAAUUUUAUUGGAGACAGAAGAUGAAGUGCGGGUGCAAGAAAUGGCGACAAAGGUAUUAAGUUUAACUAUAUAGUUAUUUACUGAGAUGUUAUUAUAAUGGUUCUGUGUACCGGUAUAAUACAAAUUCCUUGAAUGUUGCCUUUGUUCAGGCUACCAUGAACGCUUUUAGCAGCAAAAGUAUACAGUUGUUUUAAAAAUUGAGGAAACUCCAGAUCUUAAAAUAUGAUACUGCCUUUGCCAUGCAAAUGGCUAGACCUUCAUGUGGCUUAGAUGAGCAUAAGUUUGGAAAUUAUGGAGGCCCCAUCUCCAGUACGUUAUCAGUACUUAAGUGCUAAAUCCAUUGACACUGUAAUAAAGAAGGGUUUAUAGUGUGUGUAAGUGAAAACACUAUAUAAUAUCAUGUUACUUUUAAUAUAAUAGUUAUUAUGAAUCACUAACUCUGUAACCAGUGGUUUCUUAAACAUGUAAUAAAAUAUACGACAUGUCUUUGAUUUGAUUAGUAUUGUUGUUGUGAAUCACUCAAUACUCUGUAACCAGUGGUAGACUCUGAUAUAAUUUUUUACUUUCUUUGAUUUCAUUUUUUUUUUCCAAUCAGAAAAUGGGCAGUAACAGAAUUGCCCCCAUGCCAACAACACCAGCAAAGAACACAGCUGAUAUUGCUAUAGAAAUGCAGCCCACUCAUCUCAGUACUGGCAGUCUUCACAGUCAAGCAGCACAAACUGAACCAGAUAAUAAUGACCAGUCUGUGGUUUAUGCAUUAAGCAAGUCUUCAGGGUAUGCUUGGAUUAAAUUAUAUUCUUUACAAGACAGUAAAAUUAACAGACAAAUUCUCAGUCUACCUUUUUAGAACACUUUCCUUGGGUUUUCUACAGUGUAACAGGUGGAAGGAUUACAAGUAGAACAACAGACCAAGAUUGUGUUCAAAUUUUAAUUCUUGAAUCCUUAAACAGAUUUUCAGUUUCUUUGCACAAAAUUUAUCCAAAAUAAUGUACAUUCAGAAUGUUUUUAUUAGGAGAAGUAUUUAGGAUAAUCUUGGGAUCUGUGCAUUUCUUUGGACACUCUGAGUCCCAAAAAUUGUACAUCACCUGGCAUUAGCGGUCUUCUCGUGCAUUAAAAUAUGGAGCACACUAUUAUAGAAACUAUCUUUUUUCCUGGAAGAAGAUUAUCUGAGUUAAAAAAUCUAAUCUGAUCUCAGACUCUCCUUGUAAGUGACCGUUACAUGAACAUGUACUAAUUAACAAGCCUUUUAAAUGUUUGCAUGGGUGGUUUAAUAUUGCCUUGGGCGAUUUCAUUAAAACCCCACACUAUACUUUCUGCUGGAUUACUUUUUGUCAAAUCUUCUUUGUUUCUUUAAAUGAUUUUAUAUAUCUUGAUAACUUACACUGUAUUGGUUUAAUAUAAUGGUUACUAAAAUUUAAUUGUGAUAAAUUGUAUAUGUUGUAGUUACAUUUUUUUUUAAUCGGUUCAAAAUUUUUAACUCAGGUCGAGGUUUUAUUAUUUUAUACCAGCUUAAUUUUUUCAAAUACGUCACUUUUUGUAUGUUAUUUAAAUCUUUAAUAGAUUUUUAACCAUUUUUUCAGUGAAGAGAUGGAAGUUGUACUCCAAAAUCAAGAUUUCAGGUCCAUCGAAAUCAUGGAAAACAACUUGCAGCUUCAAAAAAAUGAAGUGAGUUUAAUUUUCAUUGUGAUCAGAGACAUUCUGCCUGUCUUCCCUUGGAAGGUAACUUGAAAUUUUCGAAAUGCCGGUUCCAAGAUGUUUCAAUUCAAAAAACUCCCAUGAGUAGUGUAGAUAUGUUUUGGAACAUUAACAGAUCGUCUAACAUGUUCUAGAUUUUACAGCAGAAGAAGAAGUCAUGUACUUUUCACUGUUGUUCUAGGGGUGGGAGGAGUGCAGACCCCUUGAUCUGUUUUUAGACUCAACUGGGAUCCAUAGAGUUUCUCAAACGUCUCCUACUUCAGCUUGCUUUGAUUUCUACUUUGAUAUGUUAUUGAAACUGCCACAAAGCUCUCAUCAUCAGCUUUUAUACGUGGCCAGGAAAUAGAAGUUGCUACAUAAACAUGUAUUUUUAGGGGAUUUCAAGAGGAUGUUAUUUUACAUUGUAUUAUUAAUCACUCUGUAACAUGUUUUUUUAACAAUGUUUGUUAUCCUAUAUUUAUUUAUUACCAGACAUUUUUACAGUUGUUAAAGAUGAUACUGAGCUUCUUAGUGAGCAAAUCCAGGAUAACUGAAGGCUUUCGCAGAGAUUCCCUUGCAAAAUAUGAGCAGGUAAGAUUGUAGUAAUGAUGUUGAUGAUGGUGCUGGUGGUGCUGUGAUGAUGAUGAUGGAUGCUUCUUUCUUGUUAAAAAGUUAAUUUACUAUUAAGUCAAGUCUUAAGACUUUAAUUUUUUAAUAAUAGUGAAUGCAUUAAAUUUAGGCAAUGGAGGACAUUGACAGAAAUGCAAAGGAGGAAAUGAAAGUUGAAGAACAGGUAUGAGAAAUUUAAGAAAUAAAACAGUUUUGUUGUUUGUUUUAUAUUAAAAGCCUUUUGAUAUUUGGCUUGCAAAAAAUGAUAUGGUAGUUUAUGUAGUUUAAAGAAACUUAGUGAAAAAAAAAAAAACAAAUGCCUGGAAAUAGCCAUUAAUAUAAUUUCAUCUUCAGGAACUAAGAAGCACCAUUACAGAUCCACUUGAAGUAGAUCAAGCAAUAGAAAGCCUUCAUUCAAAGUACUCUAAGAAAAUGGUAAGUUAAAUUCUGAACAACAGGGUCCAGUUGAUCAAAGGCAGGUUAUGAUUUUGCCGGGGUAAAAUUUCAGUCUGGGUUACUGUUUCUUUGUUUUAAAACAUUAAAGAAUUUAUGGAAUUUGCUUUGUGAACAUUUCGAUCUACAGUCAACUCUCUCUUAACUAUAAUGGACACAUCUAUAAGACAGAUGCCUCACUAAAAGAACACCUUGAAAUAGACAGAAAAUGGGAUGUUGAUUGAACUGAACACCUAGUUUGAUCAGACUUGGGGUUGAUUAUUGUACACUUUCUUGUAUCCCAUUCUUAUUUUAAUACUCCCUUUUUUCAUGUUUUUUUAAAUCUAAAGAGCUCAGAGAGGUUAGAACUUCAGGAUAAAUUGAAAACAGAUCUCUUGCAAGGCACAGAACUGUCAGAAGAAGAGGUGGGUUGAAAAAUUGUUUGUGUUGUAACAAAACAUAUGUCUGAAGCUGAUGCAUAUAAAAUACAUAUUUUUUGGCCUAGCUACACAAGGCUUGUAUUUUAUGCUGUUUGUGUUCAGGAACUGGGCAUUUUUCCUUGAUUUUUAGAAAUAACUAACGAUGGACAAAUUGAAUACUAGCUACAUGUUUUACUGUGAUACUCGAUCAUGCCCCUACAAUACUUGAAACAUUGUGGUCAGCCAGUCUUGCAUUAGUCUUUCAUAGAGCCGGACAAAAGGCCUGCCUCAGUCUAUAAUAAUAUAACAUUACUUUGUUCUCUGUAAGUUAUCAGGUUUUGCGGAAGAUACAUGUAUUAGAGUACAGUUAAUGAACCGUUAUUUGCAUUUUUUCUGCUAUGUUUCUUAUAUCUGUCUUCUAGUAGCCUGCAUAGCUUGUGGUUUUGAUUGGGAGUGCGCUCACCAGAAAAAACACCAGCUAUGCAGGCUGGGGGGACAGCCAUGGUGUUUGUCCCUUCCUGCCGGGGGGGAGGGGAGCGGGUGGGCUGAGGAGGGAGAGGGGUGGAAUGGUAGAGGGAAUUCCCCCUAUACCCAAUUGCAUUUUUAUACCCCUCCAUUUUGCCCUGUUAUGCGGGCUAUCCUUCUUUCAGCGACCUCUGUACAAUUAAAUAUGCAGAUAUUAGUAUUUUUUGCUCUCUGUCCUCUAAAGCUGAGAUUACCCCGUUUUUACAGGCAGAACAGAUUGUUGCUAAACUUAUGAUGAACAUGGCGGCUGCUGACAAGCGCUUGGCGGAAGAACAGAAUCGUCAGGCUAUGGUAAUUACAAUGUAGGAGUGUCAUAAUCUCAUAACCACAAUAUAACAAAAAAAAUGGGACAGAAGUGGUCAAGCUGAAUUACCUUUUGUGCGUGAUGGUUAACCAAAACCUACACAUGUGUGAUAUUUAACUGCAUACAAAAUCCUUGUCUCCUUUUACUUAAAAAAUAUUAUAAAGAUAAUAGGGACCAUAAAAUACCCCGUUUCUGCUGGUAAAUUACGCCAGUACCCAUAACACGGUUAAGGUGACAUAUAGUUGCAAUGUAGGAACAAUGUUGUAACUAGUCGAAACCAUGAAGCAACAAUGUUGCAAUGCUGUGUUGCGCUGAAAAUCGUCGUUGCGAAUAUUAUGAAGAAGUAUUUUCCUCAGGUUUGUCGGUCUAACUAGUACUGUUACGAGUUAACGACGUAAAAUAAGGGCCUCUAGCAGUUGUUCAUCGAGAUGCAUGUGCAAGGUGUUGAAUCUGGCACUACGCAGGAGAAACUCCAAAUUACACGGUUGAGGGUGAGACUUGUAACUACAGCCUAUAUUUAACUGGAUUUUGGUGUUUUUUUUUUAGGUACUGCAUGAAAAACUUGCACGAAGACAAGCACUUGCCCAGCAAAGAGCAGCUGACAACCAGCAGGUUAGCCGAGUAGUUACCCAUCAUCUACGCUAAAGCAAUAGAUGCAAUCAAACGAUUACUUUGAAGAGCAGUCGACAGAUUAAUAAGGGAGCUUGAGCAAAGACGACGGCGACGGCUACGGCAAUGAGAACGUCAAAAAAAGGUUUAGAUUAGCAAAACAACAACUCUGCACGUGAAUCACCCUCGGCUUUUUUGUGUGUUUCAUUGCCGUCUCUGCACGACUACGACGUGAAAGUGCUUAAUUUCACGAUCUUGUUGAAGACGUGAACGAAAGACGACUUUCUUUUUCUUUCCUUGACUUCAAUACAGUCUUUUAGACAAGUCCAGAAAAAUUUGCCAACAUUGAACGAGUUGGAAUAAGCGCGUUAAAGUUUGAGAUAGAAAAAGUUCUAUCUCAGCGAUCGUUGUCGCUGCGAUCGCUACGAUCGCUGGAAAGUGGUUUCCAUACGAUCACUGAACUUUUUUUUUCUCAGCGAUCGCAGCGAUCAUAUGGAAACCAGUUCUUGAAAUUUCUUAUUUUGUAGGAGAAAGAUGAAUUCGAGGAACGAUCCAAGCAGCCUCUAAAAAAUUUAGAGGUUCUACACAAAAAGGGAAAGCUCUUGGAAGACCAGAAGGAUAGGUAAGAUUUAAACCAGUGCAUGUGAGUAAUAAUACUGAACAGGUUAGUUAGAAGCUGUACAUAUUGCAUUUUUUUUUCUUACCUUUAAUGUGCGUUCAUCGUGUGUUCUUCUUCUGUUUGGACCAAAGGAUUAUGGAGGAAUACGAACAAGAUUUGCGUGUUUUGGAGGAAAAAAAUCAGAAAGGUAUGUUACCAUAACCUACUAUAGCACAGGGGAAACUGUUUUAAGCUAAAUGAAGCAAAAACGAAUCUGCUUUUAGAAUUCAGGUCAUCAAGAUUUGUCGAUCGGUUCGUAUGGGAAUGAUUGUUUUCGCUUAUGUCGCGCUAUAAGUCCAUGAUACUGCUAAUUUCACAUUUUAUUAUCCCUUUAGAGAUAUUAAUUAUAUUACCUAAUGACUGCGUAUGAGCUGUAAAAGCUAAAGGAUAUGACCCAUUUGUAAGCAAAUUGAGACAGAAAAGCCGAGUUGCGCACGAUGAUGAGCAUUGUGGUCAGAUGAUAUACUUUAAAUGCAUAUCAUCAGUUUUUAUCGAUGAAAUUCUCUUCCAGCUAUUUUAAAAAGUCAGCGAGAUCUCACUGAGAAGCUAAAGAGAAAGCGGCAGCAACGAAUGAGAAAACUAGAAAUGGAACAGGCAGCCGAAAGAGAAGAAUUCGAAAGAAAGGUCAGUAAAAUCACAUUAUUGUCUCAAACAGUUCCCCAUGUUCCAUGUGAUGUUUUUCUCCUCAAUUCGACGAUCAAUCUCGAUAAUAUCGAACGGAAAAAUAGGGGAAUUGAAUUGCUGAAGUAAUCAACAAAUGUUCUUUGAUAGAAUUUAUUUGAACAAACUCGGUGAAGAAAGAGGAAGUUAAGCGAAGCAUAAAAGUAAGAAGAUUGUGUCUGAUUGGCUUUUCGUAAAGCGCAAAGCAUUUUCUACCGCCAUCGUGGGGGUAGUUUGGACUUGAGUCGGUCAAAGCGGCAGAGUAGAGCGCUUUGUCUUAAGCUAAAAAAGUGAGCUUCAUACAAUAUUUUUAUCAAGUUCCAACGUAUUUGGAAAACAAAAGCGUUAAGAAACAACAGACUGCAGCACAAUAGCCUGCGUAGCAAGCGUUUCCUCGCGAGGUUCGUCUAGAAAGCCGGGACAAGAGCAAAAAAAAAUCCGCUCUAACUUUCGCGCAAUAACUCGACUGGAAACGCUUGCUACGCAGGCUAGCAGUACAAUACAAGCUUCGCGGUAUGGCCAGCACUUAUGCAUGCGCUCCACCACGUCACUGGGGUAGUGGGAUCCAUGAUCAGCUUUCUCGCGGUUCUUACGGCUUACCCGUCAGAUCCCUGUACGGAAUAACACGCGUUCAGAAGCUCUUCAUUACCGAGGCCAGUGCAAAGCAGACUUUUUUUAAAGCCAUCUCCACCUAACACUGGAAACCGCUAAACAGUUCUUGACGUGCGUAUGCAGCCGGGAACAGCUUUGCAAAUGCAAAUGUAAUGCUCCUGUCAUCUUCAGCUGCAACAAAGAGUGUACAGUUGAAUACGUUUUUGCUCUUAUUUGUUUGUUUAAGGCUGGCCAGUUGGUCAAUGAAGGUAACAUGACAGUCGAGGACUUCCUAGAGUCUAACCAUCAACUAAGAGUUCAACAACAAACUGCGAGAGAGGAAGAGGAAGACCGAGCUGAUGACAUGGAAGCGGAGGAGCUUAACAACCUUAGACAGGUAUUAUAUUGAAAGAUAUAGUUCAGUCCGUGACACAGGCGGCUGAAGAAAAAUCCUAGUACUCCCAACAGGAAUCGAACCUGUGAUCAUCUGGAUGCUAGUUCAGACGCUCUACCACUAAGCUACACGGUCACUAAGCUUUCUGUAUUUACAACAAACAAGUGACAAGAAAGUGCUACUGUUAGACAACUUUUGGAGGAAAAUUUAAAAUCCUCGUGGGAAAUUUUCCUUUAGAUUAUUUCCCGAUUUUCGCUGUUUUAAGUUCAAUGGUCACAACAUUAGUAACAAUCUGUUCAGUUGACGGCAGUCACAAUUCAUUUAACAGAUUUUUUUCUCGUUGUUUUUGUCGAUUUAGGAACUGGAAGAGACUAAGCAGAAAAAAUUGCAAGAAAGGGAAGAAGCUUUGUUUGAACAGAUCAGAAAAGAGGCGCAUUUAUCAUCCAAAGAAGCAGAGAAGUUGAUGAACAAGCAUUUGGAAGAUCUUAAAGAGUCCAAUGGUUUGUUGAGUUCUUCAGUAUUAGUUAUUUUUUAUGUACCGUUGCGCAAAUAGUUGUUUUAUCUACAUGUAUACGUGCACUUUUCUACACAGAUGUUUCUCGCACGCACGUUCCGCGCGUGCACACCAACUCUAGCACUCUCCUCACAUCUUGUCUUCACCAUGCAUUUCUUGAUCACGCGUACAUGUGUCUUUUGUGUGCUUCCUGUGCUCUUUUCCCUGGUCAACUGCUGCUAUUUUUAACGCUCUUUUUUGCUUGGGUUACAUUCACACGGUAGCGGACGAAUUCAGUUCGGCACUGAGUAUUUUACCCCGCAUUCAAAAUGCACCAGAUUGCAUCUCAACGCAUAUUCAUUAAAAAAAAAAGUUCCUGGAGGCAUGUCCCCGGACCCCCUAGGAACCUCGUCGCCUUCGGCCACUCAGGACUUCUCCCCCAAACGAUAAAUCCUAGAUAGAACCCUGAUUCCCCAAUGCGCUUUUCGUCUUUCUUCAUGGUGGACAACAAAGCAGCGUCUAACAAGGUUUGUUUAUGACCUUUUAAGACAGGAAAAACCGUGAGCGAGAGCGACAGAGAGCUACAAUUCAAGAAAGACUAGCAGAAAGAAAGCGGAGAUGGGAAAGAGAAAUGGAGCAACAGCAAGCAGAACAAAGUCAAAUAGUGGCAGAACAAGAGAAAGCAAUAAAACAAGUGCUCAACACUCAAGCGGGACUGGCUGAAGAGUACGUGUCCACCAAAUUUUCUAAUAACAUGACUAUGAGUGAAAGAAAAGCUGUUAACUGAAAAGAAUAAAUAAGAAAAGUUUAUGUCGACGACUAGGCUGCAAAGAAAUUGUACUCAGAUUUGUAAACUGGCGCGUUGGCCGUUAUUAGGUGACCUUGAGACUGGGUCUGUGUUGAGUUGAACUGCACUAUGGGAUUGUUUUGGGGGACGACUUGUGACCCAGUUUCCUCUGCAAUUUUUCCUCGUCCCCAGGGUGUCUCCCUCAAAAAUGGGAGGGAAUCCUUGGGGACCAGGGUGAGUAAUAUCUAAUAAAAGAAGAGAAAGCCUCCUUUUAACUUUCCCAUAGUGCAAUACGACACAACACCGAACCAGUCUUCUGCGUAGCCUGAAAUGGCUGGUACCUCUUUGCAUCAGUGGUCGUUUUGAAAAAGAAAAUUUAGCUUUUUAUUAAAAUAACUUUUCUUAUUUGUUAUUCAAGUGACUUAUAGCUAGAUUAAGACAUUUACUUUUUUUGCAGGUUAAGGAAGCAGGUCAUGUUAGAACACGAACAGAACAUGGCAGCGUUGAAUAAUCAUCUGCAAAUGACGAGACUCAGGCAACAAAAAAGGUUCGUUUAGUUCAAUCUGAGUCGCGAGGAGGGGGGGAAAUUAUCUCUUUCUGUGUGCCUAUGGGUGGGGAUAUACCGCCGUAGGAGGAAAAAACUGAUAAAUUUCCCGGGGGUUUACCAGGAAAGGCAUUGCAACAGGCAGAAUUGAACUUUACAUUUACGCCUUUUUUUGAAUGUGGUCACAUCAGCCUUUUCUAGUAUAAAACCAAACUAAUAUCAGUUUAAAGAAAAUUGUCGUACUAUUAUUCCUUUUAAUGUCAAUUACCUGAGUGUUUUGGUGGAAACCGGUGUAAAUCCCCGCCCGUCAAUCGAGAUACUCUUUAGUUAAGCUAACAAGCGCUUCAAUUUUUUACCUACAGGCUGGAGCAGCGGCUCGCAACCCGAAGAGCACGACUCGCUGAACUCAGGCAACAAAUGGAAGUGGAGCGAGAAAAUCAUCCUCAGAACGAUCCAGAGGCCAUGAAAGCACUCGCUAGGGUGCAGGUUAGUUCCUUAUUUCCAAGUUUAUAUUCCUCUUGCGGUGUUUCUUAUAACUCCUUAUUCGAGUUUUCUAGUGACUAUUUGUUGAGUAUUCAUCCUGUCAGACUUAAACGAAAUAUCCACAAGUUCCCCAUGAAGAAGAAAUGUAAAAUUAGAUUAUAAGGGUAGGAGCGAUUUAAAACAUGACAGACACGAGAAAGAAACGAUUUACUAUUUUCGUUUUCUAAUCGACAUAAUAGUAUACUGUUAUAGUUAUGUCAUAUGCUAUAAAUUAUGUCAUGUCAAAAAAUUCGUGUCACCUUUUGUAGAACAUUGAAUAUCAGGCAGAAGUGAAGAAAAUUGAGGCUGAACAUCAAGCUGCUCUGGAAGACUUCAGAAGGUGAAUAGCGUUCCAGUUUUAUUGCCCAAAAUACCAUUUAUCCUGGCUGGUUGUCAUUUGGAUUUAUUUCAGCUGUGUUAGGUAGCUGAAAUCUUGAUCUAGCGCUGACACCGUAUAUUUAAUUCGCCACACAAGCAUGAUUUUUGAUAAAAACUCGUUUCCCUUCAGGGCAGGAAUGACUCUAAACAGCGGCGAUAUCCAUGGAUUCAAGUGUGCGCGUGUGUCGGGGGGGGGGGGGGGGCUUCAGCGCCACUGUCGACUCUGACAGCUUUAAUGUACCGAGCCAUGGACAACGCAUCUCAUAUGAAAAUACUUUUUUCUUGUCACUAAAAAACCUCUUUGCCUGUUUUUCAGUAGCUAUAAUUUUGUCACAUGAAAUUUAAUUAAGUAUUCUCAUGUACUCGAGCACCGAAAAAUUCUGGCAUAAAAUUUGCUCGGGUGGACGGGGCUCAGUUCCUUUGGUUUUGGGUUUUAUAAAAUUACGUUCACGCGCCUUGUGUUUUUUAGACGCUUGGAAGCCGAGACAGAUGAAGCCCUGAAAGAACAGGACGAGAAACUGGGGAAAAUCCUGGGUAAACUACAGGUGAGCUGAGUUAUUUUUCAGUGCAAUUCAUGCAAUGAUCAGCUUCUUUUUGGAGUCAGACACCACUUUCUGUUACUUAUUUUUUUUACACGAUAUUUUACUUCAAGGUUGCAGUAGCGAGGCGAGAAGAAAUUAUUAAGCGACAAGAUGAAGCUAUUCGCUCCUUAGAGGUAACUCAACUCUUGAUAACUGGUAAAUUUGUAUAUUUAGUUAUACCACUAGCUGUUGGCAGCUUUGAAGUUUCCAUUUAUAUUUUAGCAGAAUCUUUGUAGAAAAAAUUAUUUUAUUUCAUUAGGGAUUUAAAGCUUCUCUUCCAACUGUAUAAUAAACCGUUUUUAUAUGAUUUCUUUUCUUUGUAGAAAAAACUCGUUGAAAACAUGACAAGAGAAGGGACGCUGGCUGAUGCGCAAACAGAUCGCAUCAUAAGGCAGCAUCAGAAACAAGUGGACAAGUUAAAUGCGCAGAUAGACGCGUAAGACUCGACUUUUCACCUUUUCUGAUGUUGCUCGCUCAUUAAACACCGACUUCUCAUUAAAGUUCUGACAUGUCAUCUACAGUUUUUAACUGGGAAGAUCUUGCUGUAGAUUUACGUAUGGCAGCACUGGUUUUAGCAGAUUAACUCUCGGUGUUCAAAACACUAAUAAACCUUUCACGUCCCCGGCUAGCCUACGAACGCAGACGUAUUGUUGGUCGCCGAUUCUCUAUCUACGGCUUGUCUUGCAACGGAAAAAAUAUAUUUGCUUCCACUCGGAAUUCAGUUGAAGAAAGCAAUCGUUUUUUAAGUAACUAGUUAAAACAGGGACAGUUUGUGACGCUCUUGUUUUGCAUAAGCGGGAAUUUGAAAAGCGGUGAGUGAUGAGAAGGGAUUAGUCUGUGAUUACGGCAGACGUAUUUCUGGCCGUGUAUGGUGAUAGCUAGAAAUACAUCUGUAUUCGAAGGCUUCUAGAAGAACAUUUGUUUCCAGUCUUUGCACCUCAAAGAAAACCAUUGCAACUGAUUUAUGUUAUUUUGUACCAAGCGAUUUUACUGUUUUGUUCACAGCGAAAAAGAAAAGCAGAUGCAAAAGAUCCGAGAAAAACUAGAAGUAAAACAGUUAAAGAAAGCAAGGUUAGUUUCUUUUGUGAAUAAGAGAUGCUUUUUUUUUCACCGUCACUCAACCUCGUUCCCAGGGUUCUCUCCUAUGCAGGUGGGAGAGAACCCUGGGAACGAGGUUGACCGUCACUGGGCUCUAUUUUCUAAUAAUGCAAUAUUUCUUAACGUUCUAUUUUAGAGCUUUAGAAGCAAAACUUUAUCAAGAAAAAGAGGAACAAAAGAGCAAAGCGGCAAAGUAAGUUUUAACUCCUUUCCACUUUUUAAUGUUGCUUGUUAGCGGUUGCAUCCUUUCCCGUCUUUCGCAUUGCAAGUGCCAUAGCAAGUUUGUACGCGAUUGAAGGUGGCUUUAUAUGUAGCCGUAGAAGAAAGCCGACAUUUAGCGACGCUACCGCUGGUUUCCCCGCCAAAUGACGUCUGAGAAACCAGCGCAGAAAUUCCAUACUGAUGACGCGUCACUACCCAGAACUGGGUAGUGCUUCUGAUUGGUCGUGCCGCCUGGCAAAUUUAUUUCAACCAAUAUUAUACUUGUUCCUCUGUAGGUCAGUUGGUGUAAAACUUUCCCUGCUUUUAGCGGAACAGCGUCACAAGAGAGCAUUAGAGGUAAUAGGCGUUUUACAUAGGUCUCAGUUUUUUCUCUGAAGGAAAGAACAAUUGUACAUGUUACUUAUUGCUGUGGUUUGUACAAUUACCUCAUGUGAUCGGCUGAACUGAACUUCUGGCGCCAUUACUAACCAGUUAAUAAACUGAGGAAACCAACAGCAGCGCUUGGCGCGUGCUUCGUGUUUUGCCUCAAGAUGUGAUUGGCUCUUUAGAUUGUCCCCGUUUCUUUUGAAUGGUCAUAAGUGUUCCAGUAAGCGUACAUCCUUGGACCCCCCCCGAAAAAAAAAUCGGGUAAUGGGGACGAGUACGUCCCACUCGUUCGAAAGAACUAGUCACGCGUUUUGGAUUUUAAUACUGAGUUAAGCAGACAAACCGGCUCGUGCUUUGGUUUAUGAACGGCAAAAGCUGCUGUAGGAUUUGGCUUUCUUAUUUCUUAGUUUGCAGCGUUACAAAGUGUUCUUGCUUAAAUAUUGCCCUGUUUGUGUGUCGUGGCCCAUUUUAGAUAACUCAUCGCACAUUGUUCUCGAUGUAUUUGUUUAACAGGAUAUGGAGCGUGAGAUGCAGAUGGAUUUAGCACGUCAGUUGGAGCAGUUAAAUAGAGAAAUGGACGAGCAACUGUUAACAGACUUGCAGGUUCAAUUAGUUUCCUGUUCCAAUGAUGUUACUCUAGUAUGUCGCGAGAGAAUCGUCCCCAGCGACGGGGAAAGACGAGAGGCGGCUGUAUUCACAGGCUAUGGAUAUCGCUUUUCUUGCUGUUUAGAUCUGAUGACCACUUCCAUUAAAUUUACUUUGUGUGUGUUUCAUACAGUAGCCUUCCACUUCUUUGAAACUUUUAACUUCAUUGGACCCUAUAUGUUGACAGCUCUUCUGUUUUAAGGCUUUGUUCCACUUUCUACUUUGUCGUAUUUUUUUUCAUUGUUUUCGCAACCAAACCUCUCAGGCCUUGUUACAGCUUAGCAGUGCCUCUUUUCAUUUUUUUUCCUGUUUUCUUUUCUCUCUACUAACACCGCCUCGGAAGCCUAUUGGAGGGCAAGAGAGAAUGAGCUAAGCUUAGAUCAUUCUCUCUUGUGGAGGGCUACUCUUGAUGAGGGAAUGUGAGAUCAGUAGAAGCGGGUAUGUGACUAGAUUUUCAGAAACGUCCUUCGUCCGAACGCCCGCUCCACUCGCUAACAAACUCAUGAGGUCGACUUGUAGCAAGUCUGGUAUGUGAUGUAAGAUCCACUUCUCAGGCUCCUUUAUAAUUUCACCGAGACUUGUGUUCGUUCUAGCGUUUGCUGGCUAAAGUCAUCGAGGGACUAAGUUAUCGCAAUUUUUUCAAUGAAACGUCCAUCUGACAUCCUGUGAUAAUUAAUUCUUGUUUAUAGGAGGAAGAGAGGAAGUUCAUAGCUACCUUGGCUGAGAACAGUUCAGCUACAGAAGAAGAACUGCUUCAAACAAUCAAGAGUUCGGCAGUAGGUAAGAAUGGAGAGGGACUGAAGUAAUAAGGGAGACAUGAAGGCCUCACCAGUCAGUUGUCGUUAAGUAAUUAUUUGUCAUCUUUUCCUUUCACAGAGGUGGGAAUGGAUGCCAAGCUAACGAAGAGCAUCGCUAAAGAUGUUCGUAGAAGAGUUAGAACUGCCCGUACUCCAGGUCCAGAAGUAUAACCACUAUAAACCCAGCUACAAAAAUGAGAUUGCAUGCUGAGAUAUAUUAUAUCACAGACUGAUCAAAUAUAAUCAGUUGAUGGUUAGUUGUUUUAUAACGCGCUAUCCGAUUAGAGGGACUGUUUAUUGUCUUUUGUGAACGGAAAAAAAUACGUGCGCUCAUGCUCGCGGCCUUGUAUAGGAAGACCAUCCAGUUCCAUUUUCAAACACCCUGCUCGAAAGACAGCUAGCUAGCUUUAAUUCACCGGGAUAUCCUUCGCUGAACUCGGCCUUAUCAAAGAUCGUCUGCUAAGAAGCUAGAGUGGCCCGUUAUGUGGGUUACCUUCCCAUUUAUGUAAACGCUUCAAUGCGUUUUCUAAAGAAAGAUUAUGAAAAGUUGGCCCUAAGCUCGUUUAGCCAGGCCACCCUCUUUCCGUGUGAACUGGCCCUAUGAUGUAAGGUACAGCGGCAAUCGGCAUUUUAAUUGCUAUUUAUUUUCUUUGGGUCUGUGAUUUUGUAUUCACUGGACUAUAACAUUGUAAAAAGGUUCAUACAAACGCAAAUUUCGCCGUACGUGUUGUGUUUUGCAGUCAUUCUUAUUGUAAGCGUUAUUCCAAAACGUCUAUUUAUUCUUACUCUGGCUCGAGGAUCAAUACUGUAUUUAUUAAAUCGUAUCUAUUUAUUUUUAUUUGUGGG
Messenger RNA from Porites lobata, 15907 nucleotides. The record is from the annotation of a GenBank genome assembly. NCBI's taxonomy places the organism in Eukaryota, Metazoa, Cnidaria, Anthozoa, Scleractinia, Poritidae.